This is a messenger RNA of Xenia sp. Carnegie-2017, 11250 nucleotides long. Its product is annotated as protein MLP1-like. Gene Ontology annotation, cellular component: centriole. The record is from RefSeq and is a predicted model, not a curated record. Gene Ontology annotation, biological process: centriole replication. Lineage: Eukaryota; Metazoa; Cnidaria; Anthozoa; Malacalcyonacea; Xeniidae.
GGGAAGUGGAACAGGAAGACGUACGGAAAAGAAAAGAGAGGAGAAACGUGAAGACGUACGGAAAGAGUUGCAGGAAGAUGAACAGGAAAACAUUUAGAAAAAGAUGCGAGAGGAGCUACGGGAAAACCUAAAAAAACAGAAGACCUUCGGUGUCGGAUGAUUUAUCCAAGAAUUCCUCUUGAGCAAGAUAUUAUAAGAGCAUCAAUAACCCUCCUUUGACUUCACAUAUACGGCACUAGCAAAAUAUAAUUCAAUACUUGUUUUUCAGCAAUUGAACCAAAAAAUAUUUGCAUUGUCCGAGUAAAGAAAGUGUUGGUUUUGUUACUGAUUGACUCUCGAGUCUAAACAGCUUAAAACUCUUCGACAAGUCUGCUUCUCUGAUAUAUAUGCAUAAAUUAACAUCUCAGAGCUUGAGUGAUUUUUUAUUGCUACUUAAACGUAACCUAGAUAGCUGUAUUUUAAGAAUUGCAAUUUUUAUUGUCUCUAAAAUCUUUGCUUGAAAGUAAAAAUGCAUCAAUUUAUGAUGGAAAAUUGAUAGAAUAAACUAUUAAAGUCUACAAAGAGAGCAAAUAUUUUUGCAGUUAUUUACAACCCCUUAAAACAAUUUAAAAGUCAUUAUUUUAGCAGCAAUUUCCUCAACCAAAAUUUCAUAGCAUGCAACUACUAUUAAUUGACAAUCUUCGUAAAACACUUACCUAAAUUUGUUGUUUACUGAUCCGUCCUACCUACUAUUAAAAGCCAGCACAAUGAUGUGUUUGCCCAUCUUGUUGUUCUCAUUUACACUGUUACAAUAUGUACCACACUUUUCUUGUUUCUAUUUUGAAGAAUCUAUGUGUAUUGUAGUGACUGUUAAAUUGGCAUUAAAGCAAUUUAAUGAAAAUCUCCAUCUUUUUUAAAUGUCUGCGACUUUUAAAGAACAUACCUGACGAUCUAAAAACGCAGUUUAUACAGUAAUGCGAACGAUUUAGUCCUAAAGACCUUUCAAAUAUGGCAACAAAAAAUGGCAACAAGACCUUUCAAAUAUGGCACAUCUCUUGUCGCGUUCUACAAGAGAUGUGCUUGUAGAACGCGACAAUCGACAGGUGCCUUUCGUAGUGGAUUCAAGCAACUGUGUUUCAAAUUUUAUGCCUUUGUCUAAAUACCUCGUACGGAAAUGUUGAAAGAUCUUUGACGGCCGUUUUAUAGCAUUCCAUUGUAAUGAUGUAUUGCACUGCUGUUGUAUAAUUAAUUGUCAAUAAGAUAUUUGUUAAUAAAAUAAUGUACUUUUAUUUUACAAUUUUAUUUGAGACAUUUUACAGGUACCAAUCAUAAUUUGAAUAUGCUCAAUUAUUGUUGCAAUUGAUUGCAUUCAAGUCAACAAUGGGAUAUAUAUAAGAAUACAUUCAUCAAUUUGUGACAGAAUGUGUUUUAAACUUUUGAUAAUUACUCAAAUCACUUUGUUCGCGCAUUACGGAUACAGUUUGAGAUAGUUUUCCCUGUAAAAAAUGGAACGUCACUGCAAAAGCUUAAAAGAAGUGGAGGAAAAGCACAGAAUGGACAUUUUGAACAUUUUAAAGAGUUUUGAGUUUGAAAGAAAAGAUCUUGAGAAGAGAUUACGCGAGGAGUUUGAAAGGAAAGAAAAAACCCUGAAAAUCCAAGAAGAAUGUUUGAAGGAAGGGAGCGUAUGUGUUGAAAAAACAAAUAUAAAGACUGAAGAAGCGACAACGGACGAGAAAUUGCUGGAUAUACUGGACUUCGAGAAAGAUAUACCUCAAAGAAAAGCUCAGUUUCUCGACAGUGUUAACACAACUGAUAAUUUAGUUAACGUAGAAAGAAAGACGAAGUCUUUGCCUGUAAUAGAGGAAGAGAACAAACAACUAUCUCAAGCAUUAAACAGAAGCAAAGACGAAAUAAUUCGGCUCAAAAAUAAAGCUGAAGAUUUCAUGGAAGAUCUGAACAAUGUUCACAGACUUAUUGAGGAUGGAUCAAAGGAGUGUCUUGAACUUGAUUCUCGUUCCAAAAUAUUACCAGAAACACUGACUGAAACAAAGGUGUCAUUAUCUCGCAGUUUGGGUAAUGCCGAGGAAACUGAUGCAAAUCUUGAACAAGCUUAUUCUGUAUUGAGUUUUCGACUUGAAGAAUUAGACGUUGAAAACGAAGAUUUAAAACAGAAAGUAUCAAAUUUGGAGUUAAAGGUUCGCAGGAUUAUCGAAGAACACGAGCUGAAAUGUAAUGUCUUCAACGAUAGACUCGAUGAACUAACACAGAACAUCUUCUCGUAUAAAUGCUGUGAGGAUUCGUGUUUGAAAGAGCAGAUAGUCAACGAUUUAAGAAAAAUUCGUCUUCAAAGUGCGUCUUUCGAGUUAUUGGAGGAAUACGCAAGUAUUUCUUUACGUGAAAGCUUAAGCACAUCCUCUUUGGAGAUUGAUGACAUUAAUUUGUUUUUCGAGUUGCAAACGUUAGAACAAAUUUUAGAAAUGGAAAUUUUUGACUGUGGCGUGUUUGAUUUAAGAAUGAAGGAUAAACUGCGCUUGGUUUUGAAAGAAAAAGAAAAGAAACUUUUGAUUUCGUACACUGUUGAAAAAUUACGAAAUGAAAUAAGGCAUGCUGUUGUAAUUCAAGGUGCUAUGGAGGAAAUGCAGAAAGAAUUUGCGAAGGAUUUUUGUGUGCAUGAAGUUGUUAAUGAAGUAUUGAAGCAACAUUUCGAGACAUCGGUUACAGGAAGACUGGAUGACACUGAUGCCACUCAAGAUAAUGGCGAUGUUACUUGUGAACAUUUCAAUAUAUCCGACUACAUGGAAAAAUCAUUUGACAAGGUACUGCAGAAGCAUUCAGAAGAUGACAGCGUGAAGAACAAUGUCAAACGUAGUGAUGAUGAAAAAGAAAGAGGACAUUUGGACAACAUCAAGAAUUCAAGUGACACAAGUCAUAAUGAAGAGCUGGAAACAUCUCUGCAAGACUUACAAAAUCGUUUUGACCAGGAACGCCAAAUGUGGCAGGAAAAGCAAGUUGCUUUACAAGGCCCAGAAGAUUCUGAUGAUAGAGACAAAGAAUUGCGCUGUUUGAAAGCUCGCGAGAUAUUGAUGGAAGACAUAUGGAAAAAAGAAAUAUUUAAUUUGUCUCGUCUUUAUUACAUGGAAAUGAAAGAUGAAGUAAAUUCACGUUUAAAACGAGAAAAACAUAAUUGCAAAAUAAAACAUGAAAAGAACAGGCUUAUCGAUGCUUGGAAACAUCAUGCUGAAGUGGGAGAACUUUAUCAAGAAAUUUUGAGCAAAGAAAACGAAACUUUGGAAAACCUACAGAGAACCCGCGAAGAGGAUCAAGUUGAAGAAUAUGACAAUGAUGUGUUGAAGCAAGAGAGUUUUAAAAUUCAACAACAGUUGCCGUUGAGGUUUGAGCUAUUGGAGUUACAAAGAAAACGAUGUCGAGAUCAUAAAGCAGCCAAUCACAUCAUUGAACAGGCCGUGGUUGCCUUGGAAACUGUCAUGAAAGAACCUAACGAGUUUUUCAAUGAUGAAAAACGCAAAUCGAGUUGGUCCAGCAUUGAAGACAAUCCAGUACUUACAUCACAAAACGAUCUUUCCAAUGCUGAGUUUGAAAAUUUCUCAAAGGAAAUGAAUGCCAAUACCGAGAAGAUACAAACGAGAAGCGCAUUGACUGAUGGGUUGGUUCAAAUAUUGGAAAAUGUCCUUGAAGAUUACGGAAAGAAAAAUGACAGAUUUCUUGACCCAUGCAUCAGUGAUAGUGAGCCGAGUGAUGCUGAAGGGUUUUUUUGUUCAAUAAAUACGAGUGUGGAUGAUUCUUAUACAAAAAAUAAAAAUGAUGCAACUCUUGAAGCACCGACUACACAAGAAAAAACGUUGGACGUUGUGGAUGUUAUCCAAGAAACGACCAGGAAUAAAGUAAUUCCAGAAAUCAUUGAACUUUCACCUGCUACCGAAAAGAUGUUUUACACUGAGAGAUUUGACAUUUGUCAGUUGCCUCGUGAGGAGUACAUUGACAACAACCAUAGAAAGACGAAGAAGUUAAGUAGAGCAACAAAGAACAAUAAGAAAAAAAAUAUGAAAAUAAUUUCUUUAUUCCGCGAAAAAACAUUGGCUUUUCUUGAAGAUAUUGGAAUUUGUGGCAAGGUGAAGGCAAAGAAUACAUCCCCACGAAAGAGAGCAUGCGCAACACCUGGCGAUGAUAAAGAAAUUAUUGAUUCCGUUGAGCAACAUGAGAUCUUGCAGAAAUAUAAAAAAAUGCUUGUGAUAGCAAAGAAAGAUUUAGAUCGUGCCCAUAGAGCUCUUAAAUUUCGAGUCAUAGGUCAAGAAAAUGCAAAAAGUAAGAACUUUAAGAUCAACGAUCGCGAAGAAAAUAAUGAGAAACAAGAUGGUCUUGAAAAUAAUAGUAACUCAGAGGAUGUCUGCAUUUUGGAGAAAGACAACAAAAAACCAUCUUGUGAUACUAAGUAUAUGGUUGAAGAUUCUGACGAAAAUACUUUUUCUGAUGUAACUAGCUUAAUAUCAGAGGAUGGACACAGUGAAGAUGAAGCUAAAGAGUUGAAUGAGCACGAACUUACUGGUAACAAUGAAGAUAAAAAUAGAGAAAUGGAUGAUUCUGAAGUAACUAAUAACAAUGAAGAUGAAGCUGGAGAAGUGAUGGAGCCUGAAGUAACUGUUCACAAUGAAGAUGAAGCUGGAGAAGUUGGGGAGACUGAAGUAACUGAUCACAAUGAAGAUGAAGCUGGAAAAGUGGUGGAGCCUGAAGUAACUGAUCACAAUGAAGAUGAAGCUGGGGAAGUGAUGGAGCCUGAAAUAACUGAUCACAAUGAAGAUGAAGAUGGAGAAGUAGGGAGACUGAAGUACUGGAAAUGGUGGAGAAGAAAAAUCUUGGAGAAGAAAGAGAAGUUUGGAGCUGAAAUUAAGAUGGAACAGAACAGUGAACUUAAGGAUAAGGUGGAUAUGUUGGAAGAACAGAACAGUGAACUUAAGGAUAAGGUGGAUAUGUUGGAAGAACAGAACAGUGAACUUAAGGAUAAGAUGAAUAUAUUAGAGGAGCAGAAUAGUGAACUUAAGGAUAAGAUGGAUAUGUUAGAGGAACAAAACAGUGAACCUAACGAUAAGGUGGAUAUGUUAGAGGAAAAGAACAGUGAACUUAAGGAUAAGGUGGAUAUGUUAGAGAAGCAGUACAGUGAACUUAAGGACAAGGUGGAUAUGUUAGAGGAACAGAGUAGUGAACCUAAGGAUAAGGUGGAUGUGUUAAAGGAACAGAGCAGUGAACUUAAGGACAAGGUGGAUAUGUUAGAGGAACAGAACAGUGAACUUAAGGACAAGGUUGAUAUGUUAGAGGAACAGAACAGUGAACCUAAGGAUAAGGUGGAUAUGUUAGAGGAAAAGAACAGUGAACUUAAAGAUAAGGUGGAUAUGUUAGAGAAGCAGUACAGUGAACUUAAGAACAAGGUGGAUAUGUUAGAGGAACAGAGUAGUGAACCUAAGGAUAAGGUGGAUGUGUUAAAGGAACAGAGCAGUGAACUUAAGGACAAGGUGGAUAUGUUAGAAAAGCAGAACGGUGAACCUAAGGAUAAGGUGGAUACGUUAGAGGGACAGACCAGUGAACCUAAGGACAAGGUGAAUGUGUUAGAGGAACAGACCAGUGAACCUAAGGAUAAGGUGGAUACGUUAGAGGGACAGACCAGUGAACCUAAGGACAAGGUGAAUGUGUUAGAGGAACAGACCAGUGAACCUAAGGAUAAGGUGGUUAUGUUAGAAGAACAGAACACUGAACCUAAGGAUAUGGUGGAUAUGUUAAUGGAACAGACCAGUGAACCUAAGGACAAGGUGAAUGUGUUAGAGGAACAGAACAGUGAACUUAAGGACAAAGUGGAUAUGUUAGAGGAACAGACCAGUGAACCUAAGGACAACGUGGAUAUGUUAGAGGAACAGACCAGUGAAUCUAAGGACAAGGUGAAUAUGUUAGAAGAACAGACCAGUGAACCUAAGGAUAAGGAGGAUAUGUUUGAAGAACAGAACAGUGAACCUAAGGAUAUGGUGGAUAUGUUAAAGGAACAGCACAGUGAACUUAAUGAUAAUGUGGAUAUGUUAGAAGAACAGAACAGUGAACCUAAGGAAAAGGUGGAUAUGUUAGAGGAACAGACCAGUGAACCUAAGGACAAGGUGGAUAUGUUAGAAGAACAGACCAGUGAACCUAAGGACAAGGUGGAUAUGUUAGAAGAACAGAACAGUGAAUCUAAGGACAAGGUGGAUACGUUAGAGGAACAGACCGGUGAACCUAAGGACAAGGUGGAUAUGUUAGAGGAUCAAACCAGUGAACCUAUGGACAAGGUGGAUAUGUUAGAAGAACAGAAUAGUGAACCUAAGGACAAGGUGGAUAUGUUAGAAGAACAGACCAGUGAACCUAAGGACAAGGUGGAUAUGUUAGAAGAACAGAACAGUGAACCUAAGGACAAGGUGGAUUUGUUAGAGGAACAGACCAGUGAACCUAAGGAUAAGGUGGAUACGUUAGAAGAACAGAACAGUGAACCUAAGAACAAGGUGGAUAUGUUAGAGGAACAGACCAGUGAACCUAAGGACAAAGUGGAUAUGUUAGAAGAACAGAACAGUGAAUCUAAGGACAAGGUGGAUACGUUAGAGGAACAGACCGGUGAACCUAAGGACAUGGUGGAUACGUUAGAGGAACAGAACAGUGAAUCUAAGGACAAGGUGAAUAUGUUAGAGGAUCAGACCAGUGAACCUAAGGAAAAGGUGGAUAUGUUAGAGGAACAGACCAGUGAACUUAAGGACAAGGUGGAUAUGUUAGAAGAACAGACCAGUGAACCUAAGGACAAAGUGGAUAUGCUAGAGGAACAGACCAGUGAACCUAAGGACAAAGUGGAUAUGUUAGAGGAACAGAACAGUGAACCUAAGGACAAGGUGAAUAUGUUAGAAGAACAGAACAGUGAACCUAAGGACAAGGUGGAUAUGUUAGAAGAACAGAACAGUGAACCUAAGGACAAGGUGGAUAUGUUAGAAGAACAGACCAGUGAACCUAAGGACAAGGUGGAUAUGUUAGAAGAACAGAACAGUGAAUCUAAGGACAAGGUGGAUACGUUAGAGGAACAGACCGGUGAACCUAAGGACAAGGUGGAUAUGUUAGAGGAUCAAACCAGUGAACCUAUGGACAAGGUGGAUAUGUUAGAAGAACAGAAUAGUGAACCUAAGGACAAGGUGGAUAUGUUAGAAGAACAGACCAAUGAACCUAAGGACAAGGUGGAUAUGUUAGAAGAACAGAACAGUGAACCUAAGGACAAGGUGGAUUUGUUAGAGGAACAGACCAGUGAACUUAAGGAUAAGGUGGAUACGUUAGAAGAACAGAACAGUGAACCUAAGAACAAGGUGGAUAUGUUAGAGGAACAGACCAGUGAACCUAAGGACAAAGUGGAUAUGUUAGAAGAACAGAACAGUGAAUCUAAGGACAAGGUGGAUACGUUAGAGGAACAGACCGGUGAACCUAAGGACAUGGUGGAUACGUUAGAGGAACAGAACAGUGAACCUAAGGACAAAGUGGAUAUGUUAGAGGAACAGACCAGUGAACCUAAGGACAAGGUGGAUAUGUUAGAAGAACAGACCAGUGAACCUAAGGACAAAGUGGAUAUGUUAGAGGAACAGACCAGUGAACCUAAGGACAAAGUGGAUAUGUUAGAAGAACAGAACAGUGAAUCUAAGGACAAGGUGGAUACGUUAGAGGAACAGACCGGUGAACCUAAGGACAUGGUGGAUACGUUAGAGGAACAGAACAGUGAACCUAAGGACAAAGUGGAUAUGUUAGAAGAACAGACCAGUGAACCUAAGGACAAAGUGGAUAUGUUAGAGGAACAGACCAGUGAACCUAAGGUGGAUACGUUAGAAGAACAGAACAGUGAAUCUAAGGACAAGGUGGAUAUGUUAGAGGAACAGAAUAGUGAACCUAAGGACAAGGUGAAUAUGUUAGAAGAACAGAACAGUGAAUCUAAGGACAAAGUGGAUACGUUAGAAGAACAGACCAGUGAACCUAAGGACAAAGUGGAUAUGCUAGAGGAACAGACCAGUGAACCUAAGGACAAAGUGGAUAUGUUAGAGGAACAGAACAGUGAACCUAAGGACAAGGUGAAUAUGUUAGAAGAACAGAACAGUGAACCUAAGGACAAGGUGGAUAUGUUAGAAGAACAGAACAGUGAAUCUAAGGACAAGGUGAAUAUGUUAGAGGAACAGAACAGUGAAUCUAAGGACAAGGUGGAUAUGUUAGAGGAACAGAACAGUGAAUCUAAGGAUAAGGUGGAUAUGUUAGAAGAACAGAACAGUGAACCUAAGGAUAUGGUGGAUAUGUUAAAGGAACAGCACAGUGAACUUAAUGAUAAUGUGGAUAUGUUAGAAGAACAGAACAGUGAACCUAAGGAAAAGGUGGAUAUGUUAGAGGAACAGACCAGUGAACCUAAGGACAAAGUGGAUAUGUUAGAGGAACAGACCAGUGAACCUAAGGACAAAGUGGAUAUGUUAGAGGAACAGAGCUGUGAACCUAAGGACAAGGUGGAUAUGUUAGAGGAACAGACCAGUGAACCUAAGGACAAGGUGAAUAUGUUAGAAGAACAGAACAGUGAAUCUAUGGACAAGGUGAAUACGUUAGAGGAACAAAACAGUGAACCUAAAGACAAGGUGGAUAUGUUAAAGGAACAGAGCAGUGAACCUAUGGACAAGGUGGAUAUGUUAGAGGAACAGACCAGUGAAUCUAAGGACAAGGUGGAUAUGUUAGAGGAUCAGACCAGUGAACCUAAGGACCAGGUGGAUGCGUUAGAGGAACAGACCAGUGAACCUAAGGACAAAGUGGAUAUGAUAGAGCAACAGACCAGUGAACCUAAGAACAAGGUGGAUAUGUUAGAAGAACAGAACAGUGAAUCUAAGGACAAGGUGGAUAUGUUAGAGGAACAGAACAGUGAAUCUAAGGACAAGGUGGAUAUGUUAGAGGAACAGAACAGUGAAUCUAAGGACGAGGUGGAUAUGAUAGAGCAACAGACCAGUGAACCUAAGAACAAGGUGGAUAUGUUAGAAGAACAGAACAGUGAAUCUAAGGACAAGGUGAAUAUGUUAGAGGAACAGAACAGUGAAUCUAAGGACAAGGUGGAUAUGUUAGAGGAACAGAACAGUGAAUCUAAGGACGAGGUGGAUAUGUUAGAGGAACAGACCAGUGAACCUAAGAACAAAGUGGAUAUGUUAGAGGAACAGACCAGUGAACCUAAGGACAAAGUGGAUAUGUUAGAGGAACAGACCAGUGAACCUAAGGACAAAGUGGAUAUGUUAGAGGAACAGAGCUGUGAACCUAAGGACAAGGUGGAUAUGUUAGAGGAACAGACCAGUGAACCUAAGGACAAGGUGAAUAUGUUAGAAGAACAGAACAGUGAAUCUAUGGACAAGGUGAAUACGUUAGAGGAACAGAACAGUGAACCUAAAGACAAGGUGGAUAUGUUAAAGGAACAGAGCAGUGAACCUAUGGACAAGGUGGAUAUGUUAGAGGAACAGACCAGUGAAUCUAAGGACAAGGUGGAUAUGUUAGAGGAUCAGACCAGUGAACCUAAGGACCAGGUGGAUGCGUUAGAGGAACAGACCAGUGAACCUAAGGACAAAGUGGAUAUGAUAGAGCAACAGACCAGUGAACCUAAGAACAAGGUGGAUAUGUUAGAAGAACAGAACAGUGAACCUAAGGAUAAGGUGGAUAUGUUAGAGGAACAGACCAGUGAACUUAAGGAUAAGGUGGAUAUGUUAGAGGAACAGACCAGUGAACUUAAGGUCAAGGUAGAUAUGUUAGAGGAACAGAACAGUGAACCUGAGGAUAAGGGGAUAUGAGAGGAACAGAACAGUGAACUUAAAGAUAAGGUGGAUAUGUUAGAGGAGCAGAACAGUGAACUUAAGGACAAGGUGGGUAUGUUAAUGGAUUUUCAGAAGCAUAUACACAAAUUGUUUGGACAGCACGAUGCUGAUAAAUCAGGUAUGCAAGAAAAUAUCCAACAUGAAAGAACUACAUUGGAAAGUGUUGUGAAGAAUCUUGUUGACGAAAUCGUUCGACUGAAUGAGGAGAAAAAUGAAACAAUCAGGGAAUAUAGUGUUGAGAAAGAAAAUCUUCAAAUUUCAUUUGACAAUGAAAGAAAAGACUUAAUGACGAGUAAGGAGAAAAUGAGGAUUGAAGUGGAAGAGGAAUUAAAAAAAAAGUUUCAGGAUGAUAUGGAAGAGGCAGGAAAAGAAAUUAGAACAAAAGAAACGUCGCUUCAAGAGGAUUUAAUUAAAAUGAAGACAGAUAAUAUUGAAUUGGCAUCAAAACUUUCAGAAGUAAGAGAGGAAAUAAAAAAUAAAUGGAUUGAAUAUGCGAAUUCCACUGUUCAACAAAACCGUGCUCAUGACGCGCACAUUGUGAAUGAUUUGAACGUUGAGAUAAAUGAAGAGAGAAAAAGUUUUUAUGAAAUACUAUCAUCGUUAAGGAUGGAAAUGGAGAAAUUACAAAAGAAACAUUGGCAUAUCGUUGAUGAAAUGUCUGUGAAACAAAAAAAUCUCGAAAAACAGAUUGUCGUCAUUUACGAGAAGUUAAGCGCAGAAUUCCAAGAGAAAAUGAAUUCAGAGAAAUUGCAAAUGGAAAGUAAAUUAAAAGAGCUUUAUGAAGAAAAUGCAAUGUUAAAUAAUCAGAAACAAGAGUUGAUAAGGAGUAUGGGAAAGGAGAAACUUGAAUUGAGACAAAAAUAUGAACGUGAAAAAGAAGAUUUAGCCGAAAAAUAUCGUGAUGUAUUGAAAACAUUGAAGAAGACUGUCGAGGAAGCGCAAAAAAAGCAACUUCAAUCACAAACACAGAUGUUUGAUGAACUACGCCAAAAAGUACGCGACAGAGACUCGACAAUUCAACAAUACCAAGUAUUUUUUCAAGAAUUGAAGAAAGAAGCUGAAUUGUUACAGGAGGAUUCAGACGCAAGUUUUUGAUGAAGAAAGGUUACACUGCUUUCCUUGAAAACAUCUUUCAGGGCGCUAGGACCUCUCCAUGUCAAAAAAUUUUUUAUUAUAUGCAUGCCGAUAAUAGUUAAUAACAUAACAUUAAAUAAUGUAAGAAUAAACAAAUGAUGUAAUUUAUGGUUCGAUUUAUGGUAUAAUUUAUGGUGUAAUGUAUCAUGUAUGGUAUAAUUUAUGGUAUAAUUUAUGGUGUAAUUUAUGGUAAAAUUGAUGGUAAGAUUGAUGUGGUAGUCAUUUGCUCAAAAUACUCAGCAUCACAGAAAAAUUGAAA